AAGUGAAGCCCGGCGCUUAGUUUCAUGCCACCAGUGACCGACGACGGCACUCGCGGUCGUCACUCGCGCGCAAUUUAUAAAUUUUCUACACGUUCCUCCUUCGUGUGCAAUCAGUCAACUAUCAAACGAAAUAAAAAUUAUUGUUCUUGCAAAACAAUUGUAAAACACAUGACUUAAAAAAAUCAAAUCAAAUAUUUUCCCUAAAUUUAAGUUAAAUGAAUUAAUAAUUAAAUUAAUUGUGACUUAAGUAAAAGCAAUAAUAAUAUUAAUAACAAUGGGUGUUUGUGUGAAUAUGUGUUUGGUAUUGCUUGCCGGCUCCUGUUUAGUGUCGCAGGAUCACACCUCAUCGGAUGCGCAGAUCCUCGCCGGACUUUUUAACGGGAUUAUGCAACCAAUCGAACGUCUAGCAAACGGUAUAGCUGAUACUACUUUUGGUAAGAAUAGUGUUGUGCGUGGAAGUUAUAACCUAAUAAGCCAAACAGUGACGAAUGUCAUAUCAAGUGCGACAUCUGUAACCGAACGAGUGCGACGACUCUUAGAAGAAUUCCGGCGACGCAUGGGCAUCGGAAUACCUGAACUAGGCCUACCAAUUUUAGAUCCAUUAACAAUCGAGCGAUUAGACAUUGAUUUCGCACAUGAUACAAUCGCUCUAAAUGGUUACCUGGAAAACGUUGAAAUCCGCCAUUUAUCCCGCUUCCGGUUGGAUUAUGUCGAGUAUGACCUGAACAACCGUCUCUUCCUCAACAUCACGUUUCCGCUGUUGUACAUCACCGGAAAGUACGACAUCAAGGGCACUUUCGGUGACAUGUUCACCAUUUUCGGCAAGGGGCCAUUUUGGCUGCGUUUAUAUGAGCUGUCUCUAGGCACGGUAUCACAGUUGCGCAACAACAUCAGAAAACUGCCGGGUAUUUAUGUCGACGACUUGAAAAUCUCCGUCAAACUGAAGAGAAUUGAGAAUAACUUUGAGAAUCUUAUGAAUGAUACGAAACUCGGCGCGGUGAUAAACAAAGCGAUAACGCAACUCACACCCGAGGGCAUUGAUACCGUGUGGGACGAAAUGGAACCGGCUGUUUCGAAAAUCGUCAAAGACAUAAUUAAUGGAAAGUUGCAAAACUUUGAGCUGUCAAAUCUCGUUGGGCGUUUCUUCAAUUUCUUCAAAUUCAAUCUGAAUCAGAGGCGUAUUUCGUUAAAAACAUAAAUUAGGUGAAAUUGAACAUAUGAUGAGUAUAAGAUAAAUAAUGUGCUCUGUAAGAGUAAGUUUUGAAGACAAAUUGGCAAUUCAAUCGUUAAGAAUGCUAGUUCUUGAAUAGAAAUAUUCAAAAUGGCAGCAGUGUUGUUACGAUUGUUAUUUUUCACGCAUGCGUUUUGUGCGUUUGUGGACAAAAUUUAAAUUUGUGAUAUAUUAUUAUAUGUUUUGUUGUGUAUUGUAAAUUAUAAAAUUAUUUCUAAAUUAAUGUAAGAAGCUUUAAAAUGUUAUUAAAAGGAUACGUUACCAUCAAUAAAAUAUGAAAUGAAAACUAUAA
Dalotia coriaria is the source of this 1523-nucleotide messenger RNA. RefSeq lists its product as uncharacterized. The record is from RefSeq and is a predicted model, not a curated record. The transcript has 6 exons. Lineage: Eukaryota; Metazoa; Arthropoda; Insecta; Coleoptera; Staphylinidae. Bases 275 to 1198 code for a protein of 307 amino acids.